AUGGCUACCGCAGCGGACUCCUCCGACACUUUGAUCACAAUCCCUUCUCCCGCGCACAUGUCCCCAACCAAGGCGAUGUCCAUCGAAAUGGACACUGUCUCACCUGACUCCCCGCCCCCCGACGUUCCCAAACUCCUCCGCGAAGCCAGCGACAUCACAUGGCAAGAGAGUCUCGAAUCCACAAAAGAUCAAGUCACCUUGGUCCGCCGAGGUGGCCGUUUCCACCUGCUCCAACAGCAACAAUUCAAAAACAGCUUGUUAGCAAGUGUUGGGUACCUCGAGCUGGCCAAUGCGGGUGACUUUGCUGCCAAUGUUUGGAAUGAUAUUCCAGUGCCUACUUUCGCUGCCGUCCUCAUGGGCAUUGGUGGUACCUUGGCGUUGGGGAUGGUGCUGGUCGCUAUUCAGGACUUCCGGUUGAGUUGGAAGAACGUCAAGGUCCUCCGGGCAGAGAAGGAGCAUCUUGAAAGACUACGGCAAUACCACAACAAGAAUGCUGAGCUGGCUCGGCUGAUUGAUAGUCGGCUGGGUGUCUCGAAACGUGAAAUUGGCACAGAGGUGGUCGAUCGGAUCGUGAUGGACGUCUUAAUGGGUUUUGGGUCCAUGCUGGUCGGCGUCGGCACAUUGAUGGCUAUUGGCGGUGCCAACCCAAGAGUCUUCAAGGCGAGCAAUUUGCUCUCCGGAUAUAUUGGGAACGGACUGGCUGCGAUAUUCGGUCUAGCAAAUGCGGUCUGGUCAGGGUAUCUGAUCCAUCGAUUUCGCAUGCAUGACGCUGCAACAUUUGCACGAGAGCCCAGCGAUGAGAUUCGUCGCCGCCUCCACACUCGCUUCCGGCGCUUCCAAUGGCAUGCCGCUAUCAAUGGGCUGAAUGGUCUUGUUGCCGGCGCCGCUUCCAUGGUCACCGCUGAACGGUGGUGGGGAUACGUCGUUUUGAUUCCAUGCAUAAUCUCGCUCAUACUGUGCAACUACUUCUGGCGAAAGAAGAUUGGCUAUGAUCGGCCCGUAUUCGGACAUGCAUCCCCAGCCAAGAUCCAGUUGACACCCCUCAUCGAAGACCUGGAGUAUGUGAUCCUCAUGCAACGUGGCCUGGCCGAGCCAGAAACCUCUCUCCCCCAAGCCAUCGUCCAGCUAGACUCUCUGGACUCUAUUUUGCGGUUCAUUGUUCGAGAACGCAUGUUGGAGACGUACUGUGAAUCACUCUCCCGCGACAAGAAAACCCGUCACCUCCUCACAGAGCUACCAUCACACAAAGAGUCCCCGGACCAAAUAACGAUUUCUCUCGAGGCUCUCUUUCGCCUCUCAACCAACCACCUAGACACAAUAUUAACGCACGCCAAGAAAUUCCUCCAAACGACUGGGGUUCUCGUCUUCACCCACCGCGAACGCCACCUCCUUGAACUACUGGGCUUCGCCAUCUGGCAGGAUCAGAUGAAUGAAGCAAAAGAUCAUACAAUAGAGCAAGCUUAA
Penicillium brevicompactum is the source of this 1464-nucleotide messenger RNA. RefSeq lists its product as uncharacterized. The record is from RefSeq and is a predicted model, not a curated record. The coding region runs from base 1 to 1464 and encodes 487 amino acids. Lineage: Eukaryota; Fungi; Ascomycota; Eurotiomycetes; Eurotiales; Aspergillaceae. The transcript has a single exon.